Molecule: messenger RNA, 2596 nt
Organism: Aptenodytes forsteri (emperor penguin)
Lineage: Eukaryota; Metazoa; Chordata; Aves; Sphenisciformes; Spheniscidae
Gene: HMBOX1
Product: homeobox containing 1
Exons: 11
Coding region: 58-1455 (465 amino acids)
Biological process (GO): positive regulation of DNA-templated transcription
Cellular component (GO): nucleus
Molecular function (GO): double-stranded telomeric DNA binding
Source: RefSeq, a predicted model, not a curated record
GUGAAUAACACUGAAGACCCUCAAGAGGCUUUAUAACGUCCCAUCCCCAUGUAAAGUAUGCUCAGAACUUUUCCAGUAGUCCUGCUGGAAACCAUGUCUCACUACACAGACGAACCAAGAUUUACCAUAGAGCAGAUAGACCUGCUUCAGCGCCUGAGACGUACAGGAAUGACCAGACAUGAAAUCCUCCACGCGCUGGAAACCUUGGAUCGUCUUGAUCAAGAGCAUAGUGACAAAUUUGGAAGAAGGUCUAGCUACGGAGGUGGUUCCUACAGCAACAGUACCAACAAUGUCCCAGCAUCUUCCUCUACAGCCACAGCUUCAACACAGACCCAGCAUUCUGGGAUGUCCCCAUCACCGAGCAACAGUUACGACACCUCCCCACAGCCUUGCACUACUAAUCAGAACGGGAGGGAGAGUAACGAGAGGUUGUCUGCAUUCAACGGGAAGAUGUCACCUACCCGCUACCCACUUGCAAACAGCUUGGCUCAAAGGUCAUACAGUUUUGAAGCUUCUGAAGAGGACUUGGACAUUGAUGACAAAGUGGAGGAACUGAUGAGGAGGGACAGCAGUGUGAUAAAGGAGGAAAUCAAAGCCUUCCUAGCCAAUCGGAGAAUUUCCCAAGCAGUUGUUGCACAGGUAACAGGUAUCAGUCAGAGCCGGAUCUCCCAUUGGCUGUUGCAGCAGGGGUCGGACCUGAGUGAGCAAAAGAAAAGGGCAUUUUACAGAUGGUACCAGCUUGAGAAGACAAAUCCUGGGGCUACGUUAAGCAUGAGACCCGCUCCUAUCCCAAUAGAAGAGCCAGAAUGGAGACAGACGCCUCCCCCAGUCACAGCUACCUCUGGGACCUUCAGACUACGGCGAGGCAGUCGGUUCACAUGGAGAAAGGAGUGCCUGGCUGUUAUGGAAAGUUACUUCAAUGAGAAUCAAUAUCCAGACGAGGCAAAGAGAGAAGAAAUUGCAAACGCCUGUAAUGCAGUUAUACAAAAGCCAGGAAAAAAGUUAUCGGAUUUGGAGCGAGUUACCUCCCUUAAAGUGUACAAUUGGUUUGCCAACAGAAGAAAGGAAAUCAAGAGAAGAGCCAAUAUCGAAGCAGCAAUCCUGGAGAGCCAUGGAAUAGAUGUACAGAGUCCGGGAGGUCAUUCCAACAGUGACGACGUUGAUGGCAAUGACUACUCAGAGCAGGACACUUGGCAAGUACGCAAUGGGGAGGAGGAGGGAAGAUGUUCAGAGGGAGGCAGAGAAGCAGAGAAGGUAGAAGAAGACAGGAGGAUCUGCUCCAAACAAGCAAGUUACACCAUUCACGCCACACGCAAUGAUGACAGCACUAGCCAUAGUGACCAUCAAGACCCCAUUUCAUUAGCCGUGGAAAUGGCAGCAGUAAACCACACCAUCUUGGCAUUGGCCCGGCAAGGAGCCAACGAGAUCAAGACAGAGGCUCUAGACGACGACUGAUACAAAGAAAGGGGAGGGUCAAAGCAAGAAAGUCACCCUGCGAUCACCUUGUCAUCUAGUAUCUAAGUGAUGAACUGUGUGUGCAUCUAAGAAAAUUACAUCUGCUGGCAUUGUGUGGAAAUGAUCUCCUGGCAUCCUGAUAAAAUGAUAUGUUGCUGCCGGUAAGAGGAAACAUUUCAAUGGAAACAGCACGGGAAGUGUUAGAGACGGGCAGGACUGUGUUACAUUAAAAAUAAAAAUGUAAAACCUAUGUAAAUUUUUGUAUCUAGAUAUAUAAAAAUUUGCAUAGCGUUUCCACAACAUUCCAUUUUUAUCUUCCCAGUUUACGUGGGAAUAGCUUAAAAAGGGGAAGACGGCUUAGUCUGAAGGAUGGGUUUCCCUUUUCUCCCCUCCACUUCUAAAGGUGGAGGGAAUGAAGAGAAGUUGCUAUUACUUGGCUUGUUCUCAUCCGUUCCUCAUGCUUAACUAUCAGAUAGCAUUGUGAACUCCUAAAAUUUGGCUCCUCAGCAGGUUUUUAGCCAGCCUAAACCCCUUCAAGGCGUAGGCUAACUAGAUCAUCUUUACAUCUGUUAAUCUUGUGAAAAUUGCUUAGGUAAGUGUGGAGGAGAUUUUGUGCUUUCAGAGGGCACAGAGUUGGCACCUCUUUGUCUCUGUAACUUUGAAGAUAUAUAGGUAGGGCUUGGCCUCGUCUUUCGUUUAUGGAUUUCAUUGGAAAAUUUAUGUGCUUUCCUUAGAUAUACAUCACUGAAGCAGAAUGAAGCUGUCUCUUUUCUGGUUUAUUGCAUUUCUCGAGUAGGCAAAUUCAUAAGUAGCAUCAGGGCAGACUCAGGAAAGAAAGGAAUUGGAUCAGCGACCAUUGCAGUUUUUUUUCUUAAUGUGUGUAUGAAUGUUUUGGUACUAAGGAGUGAAAGGACAGGGAGAGCUUUUAUUUCUAUUUUUGCACAGCAGAAUGAUCGAGCAAACUAUAGCCUUAGUGGAAUUUUACCUAGUUAUUCGUACUACAGUCACACACCAAGCUGUCAAGCAACAUCCACGAUUUAUAGUAAGGAGAUUUUAAUAAUCGAUGGCCUCUUUAUGUUGGGAUUGCCACCACCAUUUGUUCUGGCUGUUUCAUUUUAAAAAGAACAGACUCAAACUGUUG